Molecule: messenger RNA, 2337 nt
Organism: Heterocephalus glaber (naked mole-rat)
Lineage: Eukaryota; Metazoa; Chordata; Mammalia; Rodentia; Bathyergidae
Gene: Rcan1
Product: regulator of calcineurin 1
Biological process (GO): calcium-mediated signaling
Cellular component (GO): nucleus; cytoplasm
Molecular function (GO): nucleic acid binding; calcium-dependent protein serine/threonine phosphatase regulator activity
Source: RefSeq, a predicted model, not a curated record
ACGGGGAGCGCGGGGAUGGAGGACGGCGUGGCCGGGCCCCGGCUCGGGGCGGCAGGGGAGGCAGCCGAGGCGCGGGCGCGGCCCGGGGUGACGCUGCGGCCCUUCGCGCCCUUCUCCGGGGCGGCUGAGGCCGACGAGGGCGGCGGCGACUGGAGCUUCAUCGACUGCGAGAUGGAGGAGGUGGACCUGCAGGACCUGCCCAGCGCUACCAUCGCCUGCCACCUGGACUCGCGCGUGUUCGUGGACGGCCUGUGCCGGGCCAAAUUUGAAUCCCUCUUUAGGACAUACGACAAGGAUAUCACCUUUCAGUAUUUUAAGAGCUUCAAACGUGUCCGAAUAAACUUCAGCAACCCCUUGUCUGCAGCAGAUGCCAGACUGCAGCUGCAUAAGACUGAGUUUCUAGGGAAGGAAAUGAAGUUAUAUUUUGCUCAGACCUUACACAUAGGAAGCUCACACCUGGCUCCACCCAAUCCAGACAAGCAGUUUCUGAUUUCUCCUCCCGCCUCCCCGCCGGUUGGUUGGAAACAAGUGGAAGAUGCUACUCCAGUCAUAAAUUAUGAUCUUUUAUAUGCUAUCUCCAAGCUGGGGCCAGGAGAGAAGUACGAGUUGCAUGCGGCAACUGACACCACGCCCAGUGUGGUGGUCCACGUGUGUGAGAGCGAUCAGGAGAACGAGGAAGAGGAGGAGAUGGAAAGAAUGAGGAGGCCCAAACCAAAAAUCAUCCAGACGAGAAGGCCGGAGUACACACCUAUCCACCUCAGCUGAGCCGGCAGGCGGACGAAGAAGCAGUUUAGAAUCAUACUCACGGGGAGGAGUGUUUUACUGUGGAAGUGGCCGGUCACAGCUUUGGAGGUGGCAGCCGUGACUGCUGCUGCAGAAAUUCCAGUUCAUGUUGCUCAGAAGAGAAUCGAGGCUCUGUCCCCUUGUUCUAAUGCUGCACCUCAGUCCAUGUCUGUGGCACCCAGGAAUGUCUUGGGCCAAUCACUGAGUUCGUGGUGAUCGCACAAGGACAUCUGGGGACGUCUUGAGAAAACCGAUAACAAUAGUGUUUUGUACUUGUUCUUUUCUGAUAGGUUCUGUUUUUGCCAAGGACAGGUUGAUCUGGGGAUCCAGGGCUUGCUCUCUGUUUCUAACCAAUGCACAGGGUCACCCGCCCCAGGAAGAGGCACCAUGCAAAGCCACCGAGUGUCUAGAGCAGAAAGGUUGUGAUGACAACCACAGUGCCAUGUGGAAAUUGUAGUGCUUCAUCUCUUCCCUCAUGUCCUAACGUCUGUGCAUGUAUAUUACUGAUCUGCACGACUAACCUCUGUUCGUGUAUGAAGUUACGCUGUUGCAGUUUCUCAUCUUUUGGGAAACUAGGAAGCUUUGGAAAACAGAAUCACCUUCACAGAUGGCAGGCUCUUUGCAGCAGUGCUCGAGUGGAUUCCAUCUGGGACUCAUGCACUGGGCCUCCUACCAGUGCAACAUGUGCUUUGUGCUUCACUGAAGAAGUUGAUCUGCAAUUCCUUUGUAGAGUUUAGCUUACACAGUUCAGAGAAUAGCAGUUUCACUGCCAACUUGUAGCGGGUGAGAGAUUUUAGUUUAGAUGUUUGGGGUCAGACAUCGGUUUUCAUUGUCUCUUUUAUGUAGUGGUUUCUAUACAUGAGUCAUAGCCAGAAGCCUUUUUUGGGGAACCGUUGGUUGAAAUAGUUGGUUUUUCACCCCAUGGCAACAUCAAGGUAAACGUGUAAAUAAACCUGGUAGCAUAUAUUCAUACCUGUUAUACACUCGGGUGAAAAAAUACAGCGGUGGAAAAAUAGUGUAAGAUGUAUUAACCUACCUGUGAAUUGUAUGUUGUAGAAAAUGCUGUUCACAUGUUUAACAGACUGAAUUCAAAGCAUGUAAAAUGAGUAGUAGCUGUGGGUUGACGAGAGGGAUGCAGUGCCUUUCCCCAUUAAUUCCUGAUGGAAUUGUUACACUAGGUGAACAUUUGUAAUUUUUUCUAGUUGUAAUGUGUACGUCUGGUAAAUAGGUAUUAUAUUUUGGCCUUACGAUACCAUUACAAAGUUUGUCAUUUUGAAAUACCUAAUGCCAAGUAACAAUGCAUGCUUUGGAAAUCUGGAAGAUAGUUUUCUUUGGGAAGCAGAUAAUUUGCAUUAAAUUCUUUGAUUGUUCAUAAAAAGAAAUCAAUCGAAUGUUCUCAAAACCUGUUUACAGUACUUGGUGGGAGGGAGAGACCGUUGCCUAGCUGUUCAAGUGUUUCUAGUUAAGUGCUUUUAAACUGAAGAGGCUAACCUCAAAAUAUUUUUUUUAACUGCAUUCUAUAAUAAAUCGGCACAAUAUGCUCUUUACGGAAAA